CAGGCGUAGACUUGGACACUUGGACUGGGAAGGAGGAGUGACACAUCUGCCACAUUUGCAAGAGGGGGAGAUCGCAUGAAAACAUUGAUCAAGACAGCUGUCUUCAGCCCUCAUCAUGAUUCACAGCCUGUUCCUGAUAAACAAUGUUGGGGAUUUAUUCCUGGAGAAACACUGGAAGAGUGUCAUAAGCCGCUCCGUCUGCGAUUAUUUCUUCGAAGCACGAGAGAAGGCAGGGGAACCGGACAAUGUGCCUCCUGUCAUCCGCACCCCUCAUCACUAUCUCAUAAACAUCUACCGUGAUAAGAUCUUCUUCGUCUCGGUCAUCCAAACUGAAGUGCCUCCGCUGUUUGUAAUAGAAUUUUUGCAUCGAGUUGCAGAGACUUUUCAGGAUUAUUUUGGAGAAUGUUCUGAGACGACUAUAAAGGAAAAUAUGGUUAUAGUCUAUGAGCUCCUGGAGGAAAUGCUGGAUAACGGCUUCCCCCUUGCCACAGAAUCCAACAUCUUGAAAGAGCUCAUCAGACCUCCUAAUAUCCUGCGCACAAUGGUCAACACUAUCACAGGUAGCAGUAAUGUUGGAGAAACCCUUCCUACUGGCCAACUCUCCACAAUCCCGUGGAGAAGAGCCGGAGUGAAAUAUACCAAUAAUGAAGCUUACUUUGAUGUGGUGGAGGAAAUCGAUGCCAUCCUGGAUAAGUCUGGAACUACGGUUUUCGCAGAAAUCCAAGGAGUUAUUGACGCUUGUGUGAAGCUCUCUGGAAUGCCAGACCUUACUCUUUCAUUUAUGAACCCCAGACUCCUGGAUGAUGUGAGCUUCCACCCGUGUGUUCGUUAUAAGAGAUGGGAAAGUGAGAGAGUCAUUUCCUUCAUUCCGCCUGAUGGAAACUUCCAGCUCAUGUCGUAUCACAUCAGUGCACAAAAUCUUGUAGCAAUCCCAGUUUAUGUGAAGCAGAACAUCAGUUUCUUUGAGAGCGGGUCUUCAGGAAGACUGGACAUCACUGUGAGCCCCAAGCAGACCAUGGGGAAAGUUGUGGAGUGUGUGGUGGUGACCAUACACAUGCCUAAAGUGGUUCUCAGCGCCAGCCUCAAUGCCACUCAGGGAACCUACAAAUAUGACCCGCUUACAAAGAUUUUGGUGUGGGAUAUAGGCAAACUUAAUCCUCAGAAUACCCAGAAGCAACCCAAUCUGAAAGGAAGUCUAAGUCUGCAGUCUGGAGCUCCUAAACCAGAAGAGAACCCAAGUCUGAACAUUGACCUGAAAAUCCAGCAGUUAGCCAUCUCAGGACUGAAGGUGAAUCGUCUAGACAUGUAUGGAGAGAAGUAUAAACCAUUCAAGGGUGUGAAAUAUGUCACCAAAGCUGGGAAGUUUCAGGUCAGGACAUGAGGGCCCGGCUGCAGAGCAUCACAAUCAUAUGCCAAAAGUUGAUCAGAGGUGCCAUUUCUCUAAAUGACAAAUCAUGCAGGAUUGCAACCCUGAGCACAAUCUCCCUUAUUUUUUUUACAGCAUCAGUUACAUUUGUUAUCGUAAUAUUUAUCUUUCUAUAUUUUAUGGGAAGUAACUGGCAAGAAGUGAAAAUCUCCACUGGAGAAAAUUGGGAAAGUAUUUUCUUUGGGAAUCUUUAUCUUCAUAUCAAUAACAUUCCAUUAGUGUAUCUGUAUAAUGUCAGACUCAUGAUAAUCUAAAUCUCUGCCAGGAAUGUUUAGCUUAACAUCUCAAAACCAAAAUCUAGAAUAUCCAGAAAGAAUAUACACAAGCCUUCUUUUAUAUUUUAGUUGUUUUUUUGCAUCUCAUUUAGUUCAGCGGCCUUUGAAUGGAUAAAAUUCAUUAAAUAGGCCUCAAACACCCAAAUGGCCUUUCCUUAAAAGCACAUGGCCAUGUUUAUAUGCAAUCUGUUUCUUUACUACACAAGCACAUUGCUGCAGAAAAUGUCAAAGUUAAUGUACUUUAACACUUAAAGUAGUUUAAGUUAUGAGCACAAGUGAAGGAAUCUGUUUUG
This is a messenger RNA of Danio aesculapii, 1994 nucleotides long. RefSeq names its product adaptor related protein complex 3 subunit mu 1 (gene ap3m1). The record is from RefSeq and is a predicted model, not a curated record. The coding region runs from base 116 to 1381 and encodes 421 amino acids. Gene Ontology annotation, biological process: intracellular protein transport; endocytosis. Gene Ontology annotation, cellular component: cytoplasmic vesicle; clathrin adaptor complex. The transcript is spliced from 9 exons. Lineage: Eukaryota; Metazoa; Chordata; Actinopteri; Cypriniformes; Danionidae.